Sphaerodactylus townsendi is the source of this 2158-nucleotide messenger RNA. RefSeq names its product ubiquitin C-terminal hydrolase L5 (gene UCHL5). Gene Ontology annotation, cellular component: Ino80 complex; cytoplasm. Lineage: Eukaryota; Metazoa; Chordata; Lepidosauria; Squamata; Sphaerodactylidae. The transcript has 12 exons. Bases 110 to 1087 code for a protein of 325 amino acids. Gene Ontology annotation, biological process: ubiquitin-dependent protein catabolic process; protein deubiquitination. Gene Ontology annotation, molecular function: proteasome binding; cysteine-type deubiquitinase activity. The record is from RefSeq and is a predicted model, not a curated record.
GCGUGGGGCGGGCGAAGCGUCCCUCGGGCGGCGUGAGGCAGCCGGCGGGUGAGGAAGAGAAGGCGACUCUGUGCGCGUGCGCUGAGGAGGCCGCGGCUAGUGCGGCGCUAUGGCGGGAGGCGGCAGCGCCGGCGAGUGGUGCCUCAUGGAGAGCGACCCGGGGGUCUUCACGGAGCUGAUCAAGGGGUUCGGUUGUAGGGGUGCACAGGUUGAAGAAAUAUGGAGUCUGGAGCCAGAGAACUUUGAAAAGUUAAAGCCAGUUCAUGGGUUAAUUUUUCUAUUCAAGUGGCAACCAGGAGAAGAACCAGCUGGUUCUGUCGUUCAGGAUUCUAGAUUAGAUACAAUAUUUUUUGCUAAACAGGUAAUAAAUAAUGCAUGUGCAACUCAAGCCAUAGUAAGUGUGCUACUGAACUGUACCCAUCAAGAUGUCCACUUAGGAGAAACACUGUCAGAAUUUAAAGAAUUUUCACAAAGUUUUGAUGCAGCGAUGAAGGGCCUAGCGUUAAGUAACUCUGAAGUGAUUCGGCAAGUCCAUAACGGUUUUGCCAGACAACAAAUGUUUGAGUUUGAUGCAAAGUCAACAGCUAAAGAAGAAGAUGCUUUCCAUUUUGUCAGUUAUGUUCCUGUAAACGGGAGGUUAUAUGAACUCGAUGGUCUAAGGGAAGGCCCAAUUGACUUGGGAGCAUGUAAUCAAGAUGACUGGAUCAGCGCCGUAAGACCUGUCAUAGAAAAAAGAAUACAAAAGUAUAGUGAAGGCGAAAUAAGGUUUAACUUGAUGGCAAUUGUAUCAGACAGAAAAAUGAUAUAUGAACAGAAAAUUUCAGAGUUGCAGAGACAACUUGCUGAGGAAGAGCCUAUGGAUACAGACCAGAGCAGUAAUAUACUAAGCUCUAUUCAGUCAGAAGUUGCCAAAUACCAGAUGUUAAUUGAUGAAGAAAACCAAAAGUUGAAAAGAUACAAGAUCGAAAAUAUUAGAAGAAAACAUAACUACUUGCCUUUCAUCAUGGAAUUGCUGAAGACUUUAGCAGAACACCAACAAUUAAUCCCGCUUGUAGAAAAGGGGAGCGGGUACUCUCCCAAAUCUUGAAACAGACAUUUAUGCAGCCUUUUAUGCAAAAGAAAAACAGAAUGCUAAGAAAGCUCAGGAAGCCAAAUGAAGAUUGUGUUUAUGGAGGGGAAAGUGUGCUCCUGAAUUUUUGCCUUCAUCAUUCUGCCAGACUUCUUGUAAAGUUCCAAUUUGUCCAGUGCACGUUCGUAACAGUUUGUCCUGUACCAUUUGCACGGGGUCUUACAAAUCUUCCCUUUUCUCCCUGCAUCAUGUGCAUGUAUCACUCAGUAAUGGGUUUUAGAGUCUCUGUCAGAUUCCAGUAUUUAACAGUGAAAUGUCUGAUUCUUCAUAUUUAAUCAGGAAGUGCAGCUGCAAUUUGUAUGGACCCAGACUUGUGCAACUAAUGUAAAUCUUUCUACUGUAAUGAACAUAUUUAAAUAUCUUGUCUCUCAGUGAAGCCUUUGCAUAUAGUUAAGCAAAGAAAGCUUGACUUCUUUCUUUUAAAAAUUAAGUUGACUUUUCUUUGCUUAUCACCACUUACUGUCUUGGUCUUUGACUGCAUAAUCCUGAGCAGAGUUCCUCCAGUCUGCGCCCUGUGGGCUUGGGCCAGAGUAACUUCGCAAAGGAUUGUACCGUUAGUCUUACAGUGGCUUGCCCAACAUUCUUGUUUUUAUGGAGUUUGUGUCUAAAUUUUGUACACAAUUAAAGCUACAGUUCGAACGGUAGAGUCACAAUGACCAAUAAAAAAAGCUCAAGAGUUUAUUGCUUUGUAGGAGAAAAAUAAAUAAAUAUUCCCAUUUUUAUUUUGGCAAACCUUGUAUGUUGUAGUAUUAUAUCAAUAGAUAAUGUGGUGAGUUUCCCCGCAUAAUCUUUCCUCUCUUCAUUUACGGUUUGAGACACUGAAACAUUAAAAAAAAGGUUUGCAAUAUUUUCUAGUAUUGCUAGAAAUGCUUGUUCACUCUAUGAAGUUCUGUGCUAUAGGUUUCCUGGGAGAAUUUUUAAUCUGCCCUGCACUGGUGUACAUCACUACAUGUAUAUAUUUUUUCCUAAUGUUCUGAAUUAAACAAAUACUAUAUUUUCAUCCUUCAAUAUUGUAAGGAGAGGAAAAGA